UGAGUGCAUCGUGUGUCAUGCUUUUUCUGGAUUUUUUGGAUAUUGAACAAGUUGUACGAAUUUCCGUUGGAAAAAUAUAGAGUUGGAUUAUUUUUCAGAUAAUAAAAGGAGUGUGAUAAUUUAUUUCAACGCGUUCUAUUUUAGUGAUGGAAGUGGUUUCCAGUCUGUUGGUGGAUGAGCGAGAAGAUGGUGAAAUUGUGGAUGACGAAGAUGUGGACUUUGAAGAAAUUUCUGACUAUUCGAUGCCUUCCUGCGGUGGUAAGUCUGAUUACAGUCGGAACAUAAUAAGGGCAAUUUCUUUGAGUAGCAUCAGUGGAGAUUCAGAUGAUAGGGACAGUGAGGACCAGAAGAACAAGUUUUACUUUCCAACUAAGAAAAGAAGAAGGCAUGGAAGAGUGCAUAUACAUAAGCGAAGAAGGAGAAUUUCGAUUUCUUCUUCUUCUGAAGAUGAGAAGCUAGAUAGUAGAACAUUGAAGCAAUUAAAAGAAGCUGUCAGAAUCAAUGUUUCUGAUGAAUUUCAUCAUAAUUCUCUUAGGACAAGGUUGAAAGGCAUGAUUGAUCCUGAUUCUCAAGAUGAAGAAUGUUUGAGGACGAUGGCAUUAAUUACACAAAGUAAUGAUAAACCUAAAAAUGAAGAAAAUGAAAUACAUGAUAAUGAAAAAGAUGAUCAUGAUAAAGAAUUAUCUGAAUUAAGAUUAGAAGCACUGAAAUCAGCUUUUCUAAAAAAAUAUAUAGAAAGAAAAAGAAGGAAAGAAAUUAAUGACAAAGAAAAUGAGGAACACAAGAAAGUGGAAGAAAAUGUAGACAUUGAAGAAGAUGUAGAUGUGAUGAGAGCUAUGCUUUUAGCUUCCAUGUCCAAGAAAAUCACUGAAUUACCUCCCAGCUCAACUCCAAUUGUACAAAAACAUCUUCCAAGUAAACCAACAUUUAUUGUGAAGCCACUAAUCAUCAAUCUUAACUCUGAUUCAGACUCAGAUAGUGAUAAUAAUAAUAAAACUCAACAAAAUCCUAAAAUUAGUGAAAAUGUUACUGCACUUUUAAGGAAACAAAGAGAAGAGUUUGAAGCUAAGGAAGAAGCAAAAGAAGAAGCUCUUCUGGAUAAAUCAGUAGUUAAGUUACUUUCCAAAGCACAGCAAAAAGAAUAUCAGUUACUCCAAGAAAAAUUACUUCAGGCAAAAAAUCUUCAAGUUAAGAAACUUUUAAAUGGUGUCCAUAACAACAAAGAUGCAACAUCGAAGAAAAAAUCACUGCUGGAUUUACAAGUACAGAAAGAUGGAAGGUUUCAAAUGAAAGGUAAGUAUAAGGAAUUGGCUCCACUGAAGAAAUUGGUAGAUCAAGCAAAUCUUGUUCGGAAGCAGCAAGAUGAAAAGACUAAGAGGCUACUCAAGGAAUUGAAUGAAGCUAAGCUGAAAUUAGCAUCUGACCAUAAAAUGUAUUCCAAUAUGGUUCAGAAAUUGUUGAAAGCUAAAGAAAAUAUAGAUAAACGCACAAAUGUGAACAAAAUUGAGCUCAAAGCACCUUUAGUUGAAAAUACUGAAGCAAAAAAUGUACCUGUAGAGGUAACACCUCCAGUUGAUAAAAAUGCAAUUGAUACAACAAAUGAGGUGUCUAAAUAUGUAUCACCAUUGGAUCAUAGGGAAAUCAAACAACCAAAUGCCAAUCCCUUGGAGUUCCUUUGUCCAUACGAACUAUUUGGUGUGUGCAGAGAUAAAGAUUGCAACUUCAAUCAUUGUACGUAAUGUAUAUAUUUGUUAUUAUAAAGUUCUAA
Messenger RNA from Nicrophorus vespilloides, 1768 nucleotides. Its product is annotated as myb-like protein X. The record is from RefSeq and is a predicted model, not a curated record. Lineage: Eukaryota; Metazoa; Arthropoda; Insecta; Coleoptera; Silphidae. The coding region runs from base 147 to 1739 and encodes 530 amino acids. The transcript has 4 exons.